Molecule: messenger RNA, 4013 nt
Organism: Esox lucius (northern pike)
Lineage: Eukaryota; Metazoa; Chordata; Actinopteri; Esociformes; Esocidae
Gene: acp6
Product: acid phosphatase 6, lysophosphatidic
Exons: 11
Coding region: 353-1627 (424 amino acids)
Biological process (GO): dephosphorylation
Molecular function (GO): phosphatase activity
Source: RefSeq, a predicted model, not a curated record
CUUUAGAAUUAAGAGUUACAAACUUGGAUUUCACACCCACAACUCUAAAUUGUGUGUUUUUUUUUACUUAUUUAAGGCCGAUGUUAGGUCUGAGGUUACCAGUCAAGGUUAUGGUUAGGAUUAACGAAAGGUAUAAAAUAAAAUGUUAUGAAGACAAACAGGAAUAGGCGGAGUUUUUUUUAUUUUAUCGACCACUACCAAUAUGUUUAGGUGUUUUUUGGGAAUAGUAGUUUCUACCUCCCAUUGAUUCGCUUUGAAAACAUGGAUUACACCAGAAAGGACUACAUAUUCCAAAACACCUUUUGUACGGAGCCGGCGUAGUGUUUUCAAAAUACCUAGCUGCACUGUAAUUAUGAGGAUGAGGAAACUUUGGACCAAAGCAGGUGUUCUGGGCUCGGUGUCCAUGGCGUUUGGAUCCAUUCUAUGGUCUCAAAGGAAGACCCAGCCAAAUCAGGCGGACUCUGGUUCAGCUCCCGCCAGCGUGAAAACACCUCCAAGUUUUGAACUCAAACUUGUGCAAGUACUAUUUAGACAUGGAGCCCGAACUCCGCUAAAAUCCAUACCGGACGUCAUGGAGGCCCAGUGGGUGCCUAAUCUCCUUGAACCCCCAGCCUGCACGCAGAUAAACUAUGUGGUGACAGACUUGGAAGGAGGUCCGCGGCCCUCCUCACCAGUGGAGGACAGUUACAGAGCCAACAUACUGUCCGGGGGUACAUAUCCGGGUCAGCUGACCACAGUGGGCAUGCAGCAGCUGUACGAGCUGGGCGAGAGGCUGAGGAAGAGGUACAUCCAGGACAUGGCCUUCCUCAACCCCACCUUCAGCCCAGCAGAGGUCUAUGUGCGUUCGACUAACAUCGUGAGGACCAUAGAGUCUGCCAAGUGCCUGGUGGCAGGGCUGUUCCAGCAAAGCCAGAAAGACAUAGUUCCCAUUGUGACGACCGAGGCAGAGUCAGAGAUCCUGUACCCCAACUACUAUGGGUGCAGGCUCCUCAAACUCCUCAGUGGCCAUCGCUGGACAGAGUCGUCCACUCUGCCGGACAUUGCUGCUGACCUGAAGGGCAUUCAGAGUGCUUUGGGCAUUGCAUCCCAUCAACGUGUGGACUUCAUCCUCAUCAGGGAUGACAUGGUGGCCAGGAAGGCCCAUGGUCUACCCUGCCCGCCCAUCCUGGACUCCUGGAGGAACACAGUGGAGCAGAGAGCUGUGGAGAUGAUUUGCCACAUCUAUGAACCCAGCAAGAGGGAGAACCUGCAGCUAUGUGUGGGCCCCCUUCUCCACACCCUAAUGGGAAACAUAGAAAACAAACUCCAGGGCUCAGAGCCCAGCAGGAAGCUGUUUCUGUACUCUGCCCACGACACAACUCUGAUGCCCUGUCUCAUGGCGCUGGGGAUUUUUGACAUGCGCUGGCCACCGUACGCUGCUGACAUCACCAUGGAGCUGUACCAACACGUGCAGACUAAAGAGGCCUUUGUCAAAGUGUCCUAUAUUGGCCAGGACCAGUUGAUUACAGGCUGUAGUGGAGUCUACUGCCCCCUGCAGGAGUUCAAGCAAACCCUUUCCAACUACUCACUGACCUCUGAACUCUACGAGUCACUUUGCAACCGCACAGAGGGUUUGGCUGACCCCUGAGACCUCCGUCGCACCUCCUUUAGUCUAGUCAUUUAGCAGACAUUCUUAAGCCGAGCAUUUUACAGGAUUGAGUGCACAGCUUUUAUGCAUCCCUUGUGGGAGUCGAACCCACCACCCAGAGGAUGCUCCCAACAUGUUCCACCAACUGAGCUAGAUGCAGAGAAUGUAUUUUGUUACCCAUCAGUUAGAUUAAAUGAACCAGAAACAGGACCCUUUGGAUUAUUCGAAAUGAGUAAGGUCAUCUAAAACUGGUUUCUUUCAGAUAACUUUCCCUUUUCUCACCCAGACAGUUGAAAACAUUUCUAAAGAUGCAGGAAACAUGCCGUUAGCAUGAAGUUAUUUCCCAGUUGUCGACGUGGUAUGAUAGUGAAGAUAAUCCCCAUGGUCAAUAUUCUGUGUGACAUUAGAGGGCUUCAGCCCAGGAUCCCACCCAAACGGUGGACAGAUUCUUUUUAAUCCUGCUAAUGUCUAUGCAAAGUAAUUUCAGAUAUUUUGUGCAUCCUAAACCGUUUACUGUCGUUUUAAAGGAUCUUGGGAUUUACAGUUGUGCAGUUUUUGCUAUUUGAUAUUUUAGUGUCAAAAUGGUUUCAAAUUGUUCUCAAUCCCCCGAUCAACAUUAUCUUAUAGGUUAUAUAUUGUGUAUAUCUAUUCUGUAUUUAUUAGGGAUACAGAGAACAACCCCAAAACGCAUUAUCGUCACCACUCAACUGCAUUGCACUUAGAAAUGGCUUUAGCUACCGUCUCGAUCUUUAAAUGCCCUCAACAGUCCCUCAGUGGACGAUUCAGCGGUAUAUGAUCAUGUCUCAGAGCCUAACAGAAGUCUUGAUGGUGCGUUAAAUGACAGCAAUGCAGACAAAGCAGUAUCAGUGCUUCCAAAUGUAAUCUGUAAUCCCCGUUUAAAUUUUAUUCAUGUGGGCUGAUGACAUAAUUAAUGGGGAUUAAGUAAUAUUAAUAAAAAAACAAACAAACCCGUGUCACUGGGGACAUCUUCAACUUUGACCCUGGCUCUGCCGUACUGUUACUUGACACCAUGGGAGCAUUCCACACAUUUUAUUCCAGUCAAGUUCCAGUCCUCUCUGACCUUCUCCAUUGGGUUUUGAGGAGAGGAACUUGAAGGGUCAAGGAAAUGCAAGAGGUUUUCCCCAUGUUUACUUCCUCAGCUACCCAAUCUCCCUGCUCUUGCCAAACGCUUCUCCACAAGGAUUCUGGUUCUGAACACUUUACCGAUUAAAAAUAACUAAACCAUCCGAUUGGCUGCAGGAGCUGAUGGGUUGUGUGUGUGAAUGGUCCAGGGAUGUGUAGCUGGAAUACACACAGCUGACUUUCAUUCACAAAGUGUUCCUGCAGAGAAUAUUGAAUCAUCGGCUUAGACAAGGACGCAGUCUUUAAAAGGUGAUUGUGUACGAGAGAGACCCUAGUUUCAUUAGCACUGAAACCUACUUACUGUCAACUAGUGCAACACGAACACAGUACGUAGGGAUACCUCACUGUUUUAAUACAGUGGUAGCCUCACUAUCAAAAUGCAUAACCGGGUUUGAGACAAAACCCUGCUGACAAAGAGGCAGGAGGGCAAUAAGCAUUGUAUUUCUACAAUCACUGGUUAAGACUGAGCCUUUUAAUAUCCUGAUGUCUUAACUAUUGAACUAUUGGUGGUUAAGGCCUAAUAAGAAUGUGUAUUAAGUUUACUUUCUGCCAGUGAUAUGUACAUGGGAACAUGCAUUUGUCUGAAGAAAUUAGGCUUUUACGGAGUAAAGUUCUGCUUUUUUCCCCCGAGUGUGCCGAAAUGCUUCAUAUCAAGUUGCAAUAUCCUCCUCAGGGGAAACCGUGCACUUCAUGUACAUAGUGUUCAUAAACCAAGGAUACAAUUUUGUGCGUGUGUGUGUUCCUAUACUUGUGAGGUCCAGAUGUGCUCAGAAGUAUAGUAACCCAUGUAAAAUAACUACUGAGGACAUUUUGCUGGUCUACACUUAUAUAGCUUUUUUUAAGCUUUAAGCUUAAGUUCAGGGUUAUAGUGAGUUUUUAGGGGUUAACAGUAGAAAGGAUGGAAUUUCAUUAAUGGAAAUCAAUUGUGAUCCCAAAAACAUUUUCACAAGUAUAGUGAAACAAGCGAAGUGUGUGUAUGUUAACCCACUCUCAAUCAUUUAAAGCAUGUAAAAAGGGAAAUCUUCUGCUAAAGGUAUGUUGAAAAGUUGGUGCCUUCUUUUAGAAAUGUUGAUUAUAUUGUGUGUAUACAGUAAAUUAUAUGCAUGGACUCAGGAGCAAAUAUACACAUCCAUAUUGGAGUGAUUUCAUUUGUUUGUUGUAUGCUUCAUCAUGGGAGUUGUCCUAUUAUUAAUUCAGACUUUGCUUUGGAGUGGUCAAGAGUAAUAAAGAGUUGGUAAAGGCU